UCUCUUUUCUUUUGUUUUUUCCGAUAAUCCAAAAACUCUCUGAAUCGAAUUGAGAGAGAAAGAAAAAAGAAAUGAGCUACGAGAAAGUCCCACCGGAAUCGUAUCCUCCUCCAGGAUACCAAUCUCACUAUCCACCACCGGGUUAUCCAUCGGCACCACCGCCGCCGGGAUAUCCUUCUCCUCCGUCGCAUCAUCACGAAGGAUAUCCUCCUCCACCUCAUUCUCACGGAGGAUAUCCGUAUCCACCACCGUCUUCGCGUCCUUACGAAGGCGGUUAUCAAGGUUACUUCGCCGGAGGUGGUUAUCCUCAUCAUCAUCAGGGACCUCCGCCGCCGCCGCCGCCGCCGCAGAACUACGAUCAUUGCCAUCACGAUCAUCACCAUUACCAAGAUUCUGACUCUGGUUGCUCCUCUUUCCUCCGUGGCUGUCUCGCUGCUCUCUGCUGUUGCUGUGUGUUGGAGGAAUGCUGCUUCUGAGAAUGCCCGUCUCUGCGGAUUUCGUCAUUUUUAUAUCUCCAGUCGAAGACAUAUGCCAUAAGUACUCUCUAUGUCUUCUUAUGUACACUACUAUAUCAUGUUUCAUUGUCUGUUAAUGUUUGACCUCUUUGUUUGAGAGAGUGCGCUCCUCCAGGUCAUGGAUGGAUGGAUGGAUGGAUUAGACAAAGUAGGUUUCUUGUGAAUGUUCUUUUUGUAAUUUUAAUGUGAUAUUUUGGAAAACAUGUUUGCUAUUUUAUCCAGAUUUCACUUUCUUUCAAAGGCUGAAUUAUAUCGUAAUAAUAUAAUGCAUAUCAUUAUUAGUUA
Messenger RNA from Camelina sativa (false flax), 800 nucleotides. RefSeq lists its product as uncharacterized. Lineage: Eukaryota; Viridiplantae; Streptophyta; Magnoliopsida; Brassicales; Brassicaceae. The record is from RefSeq and is a predicted model, not a curated record.